Molecule: messenger RNA, 2396 nt
Organism: Colossoma macropomum (tambaqui)
Lineage: Eukaryota; Metazoa; Chordata; Actinopteri; Characiformes; Serrasalmidae
Gene: zdhhc20b
Product: zinc finger DHHC-type palmitoyltransferase 20b
Exons: 13
Coding region: 46-1137 (363 amino acids)
Biological process (GO): synaptic vesicle maturation; peptidyl-L-cysteine S-palmitoylation; protein targeting to membrane
Cellular component (GO): Golgi apparatus; endoplasmic reticulum
Molecular function (GO): protein-cysteine S-palmitoyltransferase activity
Source: RefSeq, a predicted model, not a curated record
GGAUGUGGGUUUUGAACGCCCGUCUUUGUAGAGUGGCCGUAAAAGAUGGCGCCUUCACAUGUAUUGAGAUGCUGUCAGCGCGGUCUGGCUUGGAUACCGGUCAUAUUUAUCGCCUUAGUUGUAUGCUGGUCAUAUUAUGCCUACGUGGUGGAGCUUUGUAUAUGCACAAUUCCGAGUACUGGCGAAAAAAUAAUCUACUUGGUUGUGUUUCACCUCUCGUUCAUCAUGUUUGUUUGGUCUUAUUGGAAGACCAUCUUCACGAGACCAGCAAACCCAUCCAAAGAGUUUUGCUUGCCCAAAGCUGAGAAGGAGCAGUAUGAGAAAGAGGAGCGUCCAGAGACUCAGCAAGAGAUCCUGAAGAGAGUGGCCAGCGGUCUGCCGCUCUACACUCGCACUGGAGCUGGAGCCAUCCGGUACUGUGACCGCUGCCAGGUGAUCAAACCAGACAGGUGCCAUCACUGCUCUGCGUGUGACAUGUGUGUGUUAAAGAUGGAUCAUCACUGUCCGUGGGUGAACAACUGUGUGGGCUUCUCCAAUUACAAGUUCUUCAUCUUGUUCCUAGCGUACUCGCUGAUUUAUUGUUUAUUUAUCGCCGCCACUGUCCUCCAGUACUUCAUCAAGUUUUGGACAAGUGACCUGCCAGACUCUCACGCCAAAUUCCAUGUCUUAUUUCUCUUUUUUGUGGCGGCCAUGUUCUGCAUCAGCAUUCUCUCACUCUUCACUUACCACCUGUGGCUAGUAGGAAAGAACAGAUCCACCAUAGAGGCGUUCCGAGCUCCAGUGUUCAGAAACGGUCCCGAUAAAAAUGGAUUCUCGCUGGGUUUCACCAAGAACAUUGCUCAGGUGUUUGGAGACCAAAAGAAAUAUUGGCUCCUGCCGGUCUUCACCAGCCAGGGCGACGGCCUCACAUUUCCAACUCGACUGGUGGCCACUGAUCCAGAGCAGCCAACAGUAGUUGUGCAUCCUGACACCCAGAGCAAAAGUGCUGAAGAUGGAUCCAUCCAGCAGUCCAGUCCUCUGAGCGAAUCUCAGAAUCGUCUGCUCGACAACCACCUCCACACUAACGAAGAUCAGGGAUAUGCCGUGAAGUCUGAUGAAAGUGAGACCAUCACUAUUUCCAUGGAGAGCGAGUCGUAGCCAGGGCUGAUGGAGGCUGAAGAGGCCUGGUUCCUCUGUGUUCUUCAGCCUUUCGCUCCCAGGGAAACUGUGGAGGAGAAACACAGCCAUCAAAUGAGAUGCCUUAACCAACUCCUUAUCUCUGUCACCUCAGCACCACCUCCUCAUGUACGUGGAUUUUAGAGAAGCCUAGACGAGAUGCAUUUGAUCAGAACAUUCUUGUUUAGUCAUCACAGCCUGUCCUUGCAUCUACUUUUUUGCACAGUGAAACACACCUUUUCCGAAAUCCUGCACGCACCUCCCCACACUUCCAUUUCUCUGCCUGCUCGAGUCGGUGCGACUCCUGUAAAAUUGUUAGUUGUUUACCAGAAAAUGCACUACGAUUGUUAAGAGCCUUCUUUCCCAGCGCUGACGCUCUGCCCUGGGACUCCCUGGCACUUUUUGAGUAUGAUACGGCUGCUGUGGUUUGAGAUUGGGGGGGUGAUCUGAUGUUUACAUAGAGGGGAGCUGUCUAAAGAGCCAUUUACAUCUCUGGUCCAGACCCUCGUUUUUAUAUCAAUGCAGAAAUGUAUAGGAAAAGGGUUUUUGCUUUUUGAUUCCUGAUUGUAGCACAGAAUAACGAUGUUUGCCUGUCUAAGACAGAACGAUUCAUGAUGUGUGAGGUAUAAGUUGAAAGGGAAGCCAACUGAAUUUUCAAAAUUUUAGCGUAGUGCAGAGGUUGAGAUGGAAACAAAAUCAUUCAGAAUAGUUUGUUGUGAAAUGCGCCAUUCUAGAGAAACAUAACUUUUUACAGUGGUGGUGAUGGGAACCAGGGGUUGCUAUUUCUACAACAAAUAUAAGCGUUUUAUUCACUGUCCGAAACGACCAGUGAACCUGUAGGUUGCUGAGAUUUUUAUAUGUAAUGUUUAUCAUGAUGAAAUAGAAUCUGAAAUUCAAAUUCUAAUCUGAUAGAAAUGUUUUCUACAUGUACUGUUUUGCCUUAUGACAUCCUGCAGUUGUAAGACAAAAUCCUCUCUCAAAACUAGGAAAACAAAGUCUCAGGCAUCUGGUAGUGAAUUUAUAACCAUUUUCUGUUAAAACUUUGUGUUGGAACUUUUAGUUAGGUAUUAGGUUCCCACACCGUUCUGACUUGGUACGUUUCACUAGAACAUUUUGCAUCAUACCAUGAAUUACUGCUGCUGUCAGAACAAAAUCUUGUAUCUCUAAAAAAGAUUAACUUUACAGGAGAAUGAAAAACGUUCUGCUCGUAGGUAUAUUUUGUUUUUUCCAUCUGAAUUUAC